Cyclocybe aegerita is the source of this 1503-nucleotide messenger RNA. NCBI's taxonomy places the organism in Eukaryota, Fungi, Basidiomycota, Agaricomycetes, Agaricales, Hemipholiotaceae. The record is from the annotation of a GenBank genome assembly.
AUGUCACAAGCAACCACCUCUUCUUCAUCCACACCCGCCAACAAUGAUGUUUCCUGGAAAGCCGGCCUCCGUCCACCACCCAAAGACAUCCGCCCCCAAACAGAAGAUGUAACAGCCACGAAGGGCCUCGAAUUCGAGGACAUGCACCUCCGUCGCGAACUCCUCAUGGGCAUCUUCGAGGCAGGCUUCGAAAAGCCUUCACCCAUCCAAGAGGAAGCCAUACCCAUUGCCCUCACCAAACGCGAUGUCCUUGCCCGCGCAAAGAAUGGCACCGGAAAAACAGCCGCCUUCGUCAUCCCGUCCCUCCAACAAAUCGAUAUCUCCAAGCCCAAGAUCCAGGCGCUUCUCCUUGUCCCCACACGCGAGCUUGCACUGCAGACGUCGCAGGUCUGCAAGAUUCUCGGAAAGCACAUGGGCCUCCAGGUCAUGGUCACCACGGGAGGCACCACCCUCAAAGACGACAUCCUGCGGUUGUCGGAAACCGUACACGUACUCGUUGGCACCCCUGGUCGCAUCCUUGAUUUGGCGGGCAAAGGCGUAGCCGACCUUAGCGAAUGCCCAGUCUUCGUCAUGGACGAAGCUGACAAACUUCUCUCCCCCGAAUUCGCGCCUGUUAUGGAGCAAUUGCUUUCUUUCCUGCCUGCUGAUAGACAGGUUAUGCUGUUCAGCGCUACUUUCCCCAUGAUCGUGAAAGACUUCAAGGACAAACAUAUGAAAACUCCUCAUGAAAUCAACCUCAUGGACGAGCUUACCCUGCGUGGUGUAACACAAUACUAUGCCUAUGUCGAAGAACGACAGAAGGUGCAUUGUCUCAAUACUCUCUUCUCAAAGCUUCAAAUUAAUCAAUCUAUCAUCUUCUGUAAUUCUACCAACCGAGUCGAGCUCCUCGCGAAGAAAGUUACCGAGCUCGGAUAUUCCUGCUUCUACUCGCAUGCGAAAAUGCUGCAAUCGCAUCGUAACCGCGUUUUCCAUGACUUCCGCAAUGGCGUAUGCCGCAAUCUUGUCUGCUCCGAUCUCCUAACACGUGGCAUCGAUAUCCAGGCCGUCAAUGUCGUUAUCAAUUUCGAUUUCCCCAAGAACAGCGAAACUUACCUCCAUCGUAUUGGUCGGUCCGGUCGAUUCGGCCACCUGGGUCUCGCUAUCAACCUGGUCACGUACGAGGACCGCUUCAAUCUGUAUAAGAUCGAGCAGGAGCUUGGUACGGAGAUCCAACCCAUCCCUCAGAACAUCGACCGUGGCCUGUAUGUCGCUCCUAGUGGAGGCGAGGAGAGUCAGGUCCAGAGGCCUCAUCAGCAGCCUGUGCCUCCUCAGCAGCAACAACAACAGGCGAGGCAACAGCAGGCGGCCGCUGCUAUACAGAGGAACGGACCGGCAACACAGCAGGUGCAGCAAAUCCAACCUCAGGUCGCUCAGCAGUAUGCAGCUAGACAGAAUGGAGUCCCUCAGCAGCAACCCCCUCGUAUCCAGCCGGCAUACCGAGGCGGUGUUCCUGUUGCCCGAUGA